Molecule: messenger RNA, 831 nt
Organism: Vitis vinifera (wine grape)
Lineage: Eukaryota; Viridiplantae; Streptophyta; Magnoliopsida; Vitales; Vitaceae
Exons: 3
Coding region: 150-779 (209 amino acids)
Source: RefSeq, a predicted model, not a curated record
UUUCAGGAACACAAAUGCAUCUCAUAUGCAACACUAGGUUGAGCCUCCCAAACUUUUAAUUUGACCUUUUAUCCUGAAUUGGAUAUGUGCUUCUGGCAGAAAAAAAGAACACACCAAUAUUAAUUGCAGCAAAGAAUGGUGUGAAGGAAAUGGUGGAGAAAAUCCUUGAAGUUAAUCCAGUUGCCAUUAAUGACAAGAACGAAGAAAAAAAGAAUGUAGUAUUGUUAGCAGUGGAGAAUAGACAGCCUGAGGUGUAUGAGCUCUUAGUUAAGAGAAAGUUUCGGAAAGAUAGUGUGUUCCGAGCAGUUGACAACGACGGGAACAGCGCAUUGCAUCUGGCUGCAAUGUUACGUAAUUAUCAACCUUGGCAUAUCCCUGGAGCUGCAUUGCAAAUGCAAUGGGAAAUGAAGUGGUAUAAGUAUGUCAAGGAUUCCAUGCCACCACAUUUCUUCACUCAUUACAAUGACAAGAAACGCACUCCAAAGGAGAUCUUCACGGAAGCCCAUUCUGAACUUCUGAAGAAAGGAGGCAAAUGGCUGAACAGCACUUCCAGUUCCUGCUCCGUCAUUGCAACCCUCAUUGCAGCCGUUGCUUUCGCCACAGCUGCCACUGUGCCAGGCGACUUCAAUGAAAAUAAUGGGAAGCCAAAUCUUGCACACCAAUCAGCUUUUAAUCUUUUUGCAGUUUCAUCACUAAUUGCUCUCUGCUCUUCAGUGACUUCCCUGGUCAUGUUUCUGGCGAUUCUCACCUCUAGGACACUUCUUUGUCCUCAAAGAUGAACUCAAAAAUGCUGCCCUUCCCGUAUAUGCAGUUACCUGCCUUCCAAUAUCA